Messenger RNA from Oncorhynchus kisutch (coho salmon), 1863 nucleotides. Its product is annotated as ubiquitin-associated protein 1-like. The record is from RefSeq and is a predicted model, not a curated record. Gene Ontology annotation, biological process: ubiquitin-dependent protein catabolic process via the multivesicular body sorting pathway. Gene Ontology annotation, molecular function: ubiquitin binding. Gene Ontology annotation, cellular component: ESCRT I complex. Bases 59 to 1492 code for a protein of 477 amino acids. The transcript has 5 exons. Lineage: Eukaryota; Metazoa; Chordata; Actinopteri; Salmoniformes; Salmonidae.
CAAUAUAGCUCACUUGUCACCUUCCCACUUGUCUCUCAGUACCAGACCUCAACACCAUAUGCUAGUUACUGGAACAGCUGGAGUCCAGGUUACAAUGAUUGACAAUAGUAGACUGUUGAAAACUGAUAUCGCUCCUCCUCUUCCUCCAAUCCUCCUCUCUCCUUCUCUUACUUCUCCUCCUCUUCCUCCUCUCUCCCUCCUCCUCUCCCUACUCCUCAUCUCUCCUUCUCUUACUUCUCCUCCUCUCCCUCCUCCUCAUCUCUCCUUCUCCCCCAGUGACCAGAAGAGCAGCAGGAAGAUGUCUUGUUUGGAUGAGGUUCCUUUUAAGACCCUUCUGGGAUCUCUGGAGGGACCCAGGGAAGAGGUGGAGCUGAUUGCUGCCCCAGACAUCACUGUCCCAGACUAUCUCACCAUACUGCAGGAGACAGAGUACAUGUUCAGCUUGGAGAACUGGGUGCUCCAGGGACUCCAGGGAGGUUACCCCAGCCAGCCCCAACACCCCGGCCCCAGAUCCCCAUCCGAGGUGCUCCCCUCCAGCCCACCCUACUGGCAUCUCUUCAGCAGCCCCCAGGAGAGCCGCCUGGCCAGCCGACACAGCUCUGACUUCUGGGAGCCCAACCCCCGCCAGCGCUCCCACAGCCUGAACCCGGUUGACAUGCGCACCCGGGUUAAGUUCGUCAUCUCCGACUCCGAGGAGGAAGAGGAGUGCUCUUCGUCAGGAGAGGGUUCCUCGGAGUCUGGUUCAGGGUACAGGUCGGAUCAGCGUGUUCCUGGGGUGAGGAACCCACGGCAGACCUGCACCCCUAACGUCCUGAACCUACCUGUCUCUCAGAGUGGUCUGGUGACCUACCAGCGUAGGAAGAACCUCCGCCAGUACUCGCUGUCCGUUCUGGAGACCCCCAGAGAGUGUAUCCAGGGGCCCCCUUGCCCCCCAGGAGGACCCAAGCCACCGUCCUCCUCAUCCCUACCCAGACACCCAUUGACCAGGGCCAACACAGAGAAUGUCCCCUCCAUCAGACACCACAAGCCAACACAUCCGUCCCUGAGUCCGUACUUCUGCCUGCCGGCCCUUCCCUCGGUGACCUCACGACCCAUGGGUUCCCACGCCGCGUCAGUACUGGACUCCUCGGUGGAGCUGCUGUCCGCGCUGAGUCCCGAAGAGAGAGAGCUGCUGCACGCCAUCACUGAAAGGGGCUAUCCGCUCCGCACCGCCAUCAUCGCCCUGCAGAAGACCGGCCAGCAGAGCCCAGAACAGAUCCUGCGCUAUCUGGUGGCCUGUGACAGACUGUGUGAGCGGGGCUACGACGAGGCUCAGGUGGAGGAGGCUCUGGAGAUGUUCCAGAACUGUGAGACUAAGGCUGAGGAGUUUCUUCACCUGCUGGCUCAGUUCAAUGAGAUGGGCUUCCAGCAGAACGCUAUCAAAGAGGUUCUGUUAGUCCACGAGAACCACCGCGAGAGGGCCCUGGAAGAGCUGAUGAUGCGUGUGGCAUGACAGGGUCAAUGUCUGCUCCCAUGAAAAAUACAUUGUAGGAGACAUACAUGCACCAACACAAACACAGUUCCUGUUUACUACAAACAAUUAUGUUAGCUAAUGUAUCAUAUUAAAGGGAUAGUUCACUCAAACUAUAUUUUACUAUUUGGUUCAUUAGUCCACUGUUAAUACAAUCCACAAAAAUUGUGUAUGUCACCAGUCAAGUCUUCAAGAUUGAGCACUUUCAGUCCAGAGCAAAAACGAUGAUGAUGAUGAGUUUUCAGUGAACUAUCCCUUUUAAUGAUAUGUGAUUUUCAAAUUGCAAUUUGCAUGUUGAAACAAUGUUGAUUGACUGGAACACACUAAAACUAUACAUUCUAGCAAAUCAGGAA